This is a messenger RNA of Merops nubicus (carmine bee-eater), 1314 nucleotides long. RefSeq names its product peptidase M20 domain containing 1 (gene PM20D1). NCBI's taxonomy places the organism in Eukaryota, Metazoa, Chordata, Aves, Coraciiformes, Meropidae. The transcript is spliced from 12 exons. Bases 1 to 1314 code for a protein of 437 amino acids. Gene Ontology annotation, molecular function: hydrolase activity, acting on carbon-nitrogen (but not peptide) bonds, in linear amides. Gene Ontology annotation, biological process: amino acid metabolic process. The record is from RefSeq and is a predicted model, not a curated record.
AUGGCAGAAUUUGGAAAUUACAUUCAGAAAGUCUUCCCAGCUGUAUUUUCUUCAGAGUUCAUUCAGCAUGAAAUUGUUGGGCAGUACAGCCACCUCCUCACUGUUCAGGGUUCCAACCCUGACAUGCUGCCCUAUAUGCUGCUGGCACACAUGGAUGUUGUGCCUGCUCCCCCUGAGGGCUGGGACUUCCCUCCCUUCUCAGCUGCAGAGCAUGAAGGUUUCAUCUAUGGACGAGGAACUCUGGAUAACAAAAACUCUGCCAUCGGUAUUCUGCAAGCUCUAGAGUUUCUGCUGAGAAGAAAUUACAGGCCCCGUAGAUCUUUCUAUAUUGGCAUUGGACAUGAUGAAGAGGUGUCGGGCUGGAAGGGAGCCAUGAAGAUGGCAGCUCUGCUGGAAGCCAGAGGAGUGAAACUCUCCUUCAUACUAGACGAGGGCAGUGCAAUACUAGAUGGCAUCAUUGCAGGAGUGGAGAAGCCAGUAGCUGUAAUUGCUAUCACAGAAAAGGGUUCAAUAACACUGAACUUCACUGUGGAGAAGGAGCCAGGACAUUCAUCCUUCCCUCCUAAGGAGACAAGUAUUGGCAUUCUGGCAGCAGCAAUGUCCAGUGCUGAUUUGCUUUGCCAUAGGCUGGAGCAGAAUCCCUUGCGCAAUCUGUUUGGCCAUGGGCCGGAGCACAUGACUAUGGAGCACCUGGCAGCAGAGUUCAGGUUUCCUCUCAACCUCAUCAUGAGCAAUCUAUGGCUGUUUUCACCUAUUGUCAGCAGAAUUCUUGCCUGGAAACCUUCCACCAAUGCCUUGAUUCGAACUACUACAGCAGUCACAAUGUUCAACGCAGGAAUCAAGGUAAAUGUCAUCCCACCUUCUGCAAGAGCCACCGUGAACUUCCGGAUCCACUCUGCGGAGACAGCCGCUGAGGUGCUAGAGGCCGUCAGAAACACUGUCGCUGAUGACAGGGUGAGGAUUGAUGUAGUAGAUGCCUUUGACCCACUCCCCAUCAGCCCAUGGGAUGACCAGACAUUUGGAGUCCAUGUUUUUCAAAGAACCAUCCUGGAUACUUUCCCAGAUGUUGUCAGUGUAGUCCCAGGCACGUGUAUUGGAAACACAGACAGCAGGCACUUCACCAACGUCACAAACGCCAUUUACCGGUUUAACCCGCUGCUCCUGAGACCAGAGGAUCUCCCCAGGAUCCAUGGGUUGAAUGAGAGAAUCUCAGUUGAGAAUUAUGAGAAGCAGGUUGAGUUCCUCUUCCAGCUGAUUAAGAACUGUGAUAUCGAUGAGCUUCCAGAGCCUCAUGUGAAGUCCCACGAGCUGUGA